This is a messenger RNA of Phalacrocorax carbo (great cormorant), 1737 nucleotides long. NCBI's taxonomy places the organism in Eukaryota, Metazoa, Chordata, Aves, Suliformes, Phalacrocoracidae. The record is from RefSeq and is a predicted model, not a curated record.
CGCGCCCCGCCCCGGCGCGGCGGCGGCGGGCGGCGGGGGGCGGCGGGGAGCGGAGGCGAUGCGGGGCGGCGGCGGCGGCCCGGGGGAUGGUCCCCGCCGCGGGCACGCCAGCAUGGAGCAGCAAGUGGGGCCACCAGAGCCGAGACCUGCAGGACCCACCACACACCCACAGCCCAAGGAGGGGAUGCUGUGGGGGCUUUUCGCCAUCCUCUCGCUGCUGGCUGGGCUGGCCGCAGGCACCCUGCGAACACCGCACUGCAACGAGACGCUGGACACGGCUGCCACGCCACAGGGCAUGGCCACCGCCAGCCCGGCUGUGGAGGCUGGCGUGGAGGUACCGCUCGCCUCUGCCUGGAGCCAGCUGUAUGGGGACAACGCGACGACGGGUGGCCCGGGCGACGCAGAGCUGACGGAGGACCUGCUGCUGCGUGCCGAGCGCUCACCGCCAGGCGCCAGCAAAGCCAAGAAGGGGACACGGAAAGCCUCGCGGGGGACCCGCGGCCGCAACUGCCACAUCCGCAACCUGAUGGUGAAGGUGCGCGACCUGGGCCUGGGCUUCAACUCGGACGAGAUCGUGCUCUUCAAGUACUGCAGUGGGUCCUGCCACCGCGCACGCAGCAACUAUGACCUGACGCUGAGCAGCCUGCUGCGGCAGCAGCUCAUCACCCCAGGGCCGCAGGAGCGGGUCCUCAGCCACCCCUGCUGCCGGCCCACCCGCUACGAGGCUGUCUCCUUCAUGGACGUGCAAAACACGUGGCAGACAGUGGAGAAGCUCUCGGCAGCUGAGUGCAGCUGCAUUGGCUGAGGAGGGGGCUGCCAGCUCGGCCCUGGCUCGACACAUGCCGGCAGCCCCUGGCUCGUGGUGCACAGCAGCGCCGAUACUCAGAGGAAGGUUCUGGCGGAGGCAGGUGGCCCCGGUUUUAUGUGGCCACUGGGGACUGAGGCAAGAUGGAGCCGUGACGGAAGACAGGUGGACAAGCCCCCCCUCCUGCUCAGUGCCAAGCAGUAGCUGGUGCCACCAGCUACGCAGGGUCCUGCCCCAGCGCAUCCUGCCCCAGUGCAUCCUGGCUCAGCCCCAGGAGAGGAGCUGGAGGGGGUAUGGAGCAUCCCCGCUGUGGGCAGGGGCCUGCCAGCCCGCUGCCCACCAGCAGCACCCAGCUUGCCUGCGCCCUGCCUGGACUGGUGCUCCCACACCCCUGCUUUAGGGGAGCUGGGGCCAAGCGUCGCCCAAGAUUCAGAGGGGGACAGAAAAGGAGCAAAAUCUCCCUGUCCCAUUGGGCACCCUGGGGCUGGCAGUGGCCGGAGCUGCCCUGCAGGGACUGGGGUGCAGCUGGGCCAAACCGUGCCAGCACGGGGUGGGGGGCCAGCACCUGGGCUGGCCGCAGCCCCCAGCACUCCGCAGGGCAGCGGGGCACGGGCACCUGCCAGGACCCCUGCCUGGCUCCCGGGCAGUGGCAGGGUCCCCCGCUGCCCCCACCGUGCUGCAGCAUUAAACUAUUUAUUACUCUAAAUUAUUUAUUUAUUGUUCUCGAGCGGCAGCUCCUAUUUAUGACUUCGGGCCCCCGGGGGCCGAGUGUAAUUUAACCCCAGUGCUGCUGCGAAGCCCUGGGCAGCACCGCAGCCCCUGGUGCCCCGGGCCCCCGGCCCCCUUUUUUCUAUUAUUUGUAAAAUCUGAGGGAUAAACUCUAUUUUUGUACAGUCGCCUUUUACCAGUAGCAAUAAAGCGAUGGGCUGCGA